AUGUGGUGGUACAGUGGGAGCUAUUCUGACAUGUCCACUGGAAGUUGUCAAAACACGGUUACAGUCAUCUUCUGUGACACUUUAUGUCUCUGAAGUUCAGCUAAACACCAUGGCUGGAGCCAGUGUCAACCGAGUAAUGUCCCCUGGACCUCUGCAUUGCCUAAAAGUUAUCCUGGAAAAAGAGGGUCCUCGCUCAUUGUUUAGAGGAUUAGGCCCCAAUUUAGUGGGAGUGGCCCCCUCCAGAGCAAUAUACUUUGCUGCUUAUUCAAACUGCAAAGAAAAAUUGAAUGGUAUUUUUGAUCCUGAUUCUACCCAAGUACACAUGAUUUCAGCUGCAAUGGCAGGUUUUACUGCAAUCACUGCAACAAACCCCAUUUGGCUUAUAAAGACCCGAUUACAGCUUGAUGCAAGGAAUCGUGGGGAAAAGCGAAUGGGUGCUUUUGAAUGUAUUCGUAGAGUAUAUCAGACAGAUGGACUGAGAGGAUUUUAUAGAGGCAUGUCUGCCUCCUAUGCCGGCAUAUCUGAGACUGUUAUCCAUUUUGUUAUUUAUGAAAGUAUAAAGCAAAAGCUACUGGGAUGUAAGACUGCUUCUAUGAUGGAGAGUGAUGAAGAGUCUGUGAAAGAAGCAUCAGAUUUUGUGAGAAUGAUGCUAGCUGCUGCCACCUCAAAAACCUGUGCCACAACCAUAGCAUAUCCGCAUGAAGUUGUAAGAACAAGACUACGUGAAGAAGGAACAAAAUACAGAUCUUUUUUUCAAACACUGUCUUUGAUUGUUCGAGAAGAAAGUUAUGGGUCUCUUUACCGUGGUCUAACAACUCAUCUGGUGAGACAGAUUCCAAACACAGCCAUUAUGAUGGCCACCUAUGAAGUGGUGGUGUACCUACUCAAUGGAUAGCAGCAUGGCCUGCCAUGCUACAGAGCAGGAAGACCAAAAAGAUCACGGUGGACCAUGGAACCUUGAGGCCAGCAUGGUGGACAGAAGACUGUAGUUGGGAAACAUAUAACUGCUCUAUGCCUGAGUGGAAGUUUGGUUGUAGGAAGUCAAGUACCACACUACAUUAAUAUUUCAGUGAAGAAACCUUGGGCCACCUCUAAGAGAAUACUUUGAAAAGUAUUGCUUUCUUAAAAUUGCCAUUUUCUCUACCAUUGUUCACUAGCUAUGUAUGGUUUUUUUGUUUUUGUUUUUUAUUGAUUUAUGACAUUCAGAAUAUAGUGUUAAUUCCAUGAGCAUUCUUUCCAUCUUAAAACAAGUUAUGUCUAAGUACUUAUCCAAAGAUAGUAGUGACCAUUAUAAAUGUCUAAUUUGACAUCUUCUGUAAUACUGUAAAAUAAUGGUAGGUAGAUCCUUAAUACCAUUUCCCUGCGAGGCCCCUGCCUGGUACAAUGUUAUUUGGCAUCAGUAGUCAUUGUAUUUUGACAACCAAUGAAAUAGUACCUAAAUACUAUAUGUAUUUUCAGCAUGAAAAUGUUUUGGUUACAGCUAACAUUUAUUAUAAUGUGGACUUUAAAUUAAUAUUAAAUGCACAUGGUUAGUGUUGGGACUAUAAAAUAAGCUAGUGGAUACUGACUCAGUGACUAAGAGCAUAUCGCCAUGCAUUCUCCAAUUACAUAAUGCAUGGAUAGAUCUAUGAUUAUCACAUUCUCAUACCCACGUGUUAUUUACUUUAAAAGUAUAAAAGUUAGCGAGAUUUGAAUCUGUUUUAUUUACUUUCACAUUAAGAAUUUUAACCUUUAAAUUACUUCCAAGUCAGUAUAGAUUAUUCUUGGUUGGUAGAGAAAAUGGUAAUUUUUCACUCUUGCCCUUUAUAGGUUUCUUGAAGUGAUAUUAAUAUUUAGGACAGCAAAAACGUUCCAAAAAGAGGUCCUCAGCUGUGUGAUCCAGCAAAUCUUAGUUGGGAAAGAGUCUGUCAAUGACUGUGCUGAAUUGGGCAGAUUUUAUUCUGUCCUAGAACCUGAAUGCUUUAUCAUAAAGUCAGGCUUUAGUUCAGUGUGUUAACAGGAUAUAGUUUUUAAAUUUUGCUAUUGAGUCAGCGACACCUUUUAAUACUUAGUUGUAUUAUAUAUGGCCAUUAUAAAGGUGUUUGCUGUAAUACUAUAGGUUUUCCAAUGGAUGUUGUUAUACUGGUAUAUUAAACUUCUACAAUUAAACUCCACUGUGGUACUCAUCAGUGUACCUUAACCUUAAAUUUUGUGCAAUGGGCUUUCUCUUCAGAAUGACUAUGUGAAUGCACUUUGUGGCCUUUUAAGGGGGUAAGAAUUAGGAGAGAAUUCAUGUUUUUUUUUUUUUUUUUUUAACAUUGUUUGUGUUAGGCAGAAGCAGUGUUCAUAAUAUUUUUCUGGAUUUUUAGAUGUUUUGUAGAUUUUACAGUAUUUUAAGUGUGCUGUGUACUGUGUAAUGUCACAAUAUUAUGGAAAAGCCGCAUGCCAUUGGAAGCUUUCUCUGCUGUCACCAGUGAAGCUUAAUGCCCUCUUAAAUUUCUCACCUUCCUUGUAAUCAGUAACUGGAUGUUCUUGAGGUGCUCAAUUGGAAUUAAUGUUAUUCCAAUCUAUUUGGAGACCAAAGGCAAGUUCAGAUUGUUACCUUUGGAAUUGCAGCUUUGACAUUUAUUGCAUGAAACAUACCAAAAAUAAAUCCUCACCUAAAGGUUUAACUUAAAUCUGUAGAGAAGGUCUCAGGCUAUAGUGUUUGCCUCUUCAGGUGCCAUUGAUACUGCCUAAUACAGUGCCACUUGCUCUGGGAAGAUCCAUAACUCUUAGUUGUGUUGAAUGUAGGACAUGUUCUCCUGUGUUACACAGAUCUCAUGAAGAAUGACAAAACCAGCAUUUAAAGAACAGCUUGUGUAGUUGUAGCAAAUCAAUAAUAAGUGUCCUUCAAGGAUGAACAUGUAUUAUUUUGUAUUUUGCAAGUAAAACUUAACAUUAACCUCUAGUGCAUUGCACUCAGCUUUUGUAGUAUCUGUAUGUGUUCUGCAGGAAGGGGGGUUUUAAAGUCUUAAUAUUGACUUUGAAAGAAGGGUUGGAAAGGUGCAAUGAGGUCUGUUUUGUUUUUCCCGAGUACUGUCUGCCAUAGUUUACUUUAUGACAGAUAACUCCAAAAAAGAAAACCAUAUAUGUGUUAUAUAUAAUUUGUCUCUAAAGUAUUUCUUUGAAGAUUAUCUUAAUUGUAAUGUUUAAUAAGCUGUGCAUACUUGGAGCAUUGGGUUUUUAAAAACUUUUCAAUCAGAUAAUCUUUUUAAAUGUCUUAGAAAGCUCUAUGGACCUUGUUGUAUACUUUUGUUGUGGUCUUCUCAGAAAAUUGAACUUGUUCAGUCAGCCUGAAGCAAUAGCUACUGGAAGCAAACCUCACACAGCAGGGACUCUGCCGCUGUGUCUCAAAGGCUUGAAAUUGAGAUAUUCCAGUUGGUUAAUUGCCGAGCUGUAAUGGGAUACCAUACAGUGCUUUAAAUUUCCAGGGAAUAUCUACUACCAAAUUUCUGUCUUUGUGUUUUGUUUUGUUUUGUGUUAUAGUUAGGCUCUCUUGUUGCUCAAGAUGACCAUGAACUCCGAUUCUCUUGCCUCUGCCCUCUAAGUGCUGGCAUUACAGACAGACACCUUCCCACCCUACCCCAGUCCCCUCAUGCUCACCCUGUCCCAACUCUCAUUAUGCAACUGUGUAGAACCAGCCUGACUCAGUAGAGGAGGCUCAAGCUGGCUUGUAAUUCUGAAGCUAUGACAGCAUUGUUAGGUCAUGUAGCCCAGCUUUUUGUCUGUUAAACCUGGAUGUGUCUGCUCUGUUAGGAUGAGCACAGUUUGGGGUGUUCAAAAGAAUAAAUGUUCAUUUACUAAAGUGGCUUUUAAAAAAAAAUCACCACAAAAUAGUGAUUGAAGAACUUAAGUGGAGGAAUCAAUCUCCCCCUUUCUCUAAGGACUUUCUUCAUACUUCUCUGUUUACAUGCUCUUCUGUCCAAACUGCUAGUGUUAUAGGGACCCCUGUAGUGCUGAUUCAUAGCUCAUUUCUCCUCAUUGAUCAUGACUUUUAACAUUCCGAAGAAGAUAGCUAUGUCUGAUUGAUUUCAACAGGACAGAAUUUUACCAUGUAAAAUAAAGUGCUUUCUGCCUCCUCACAUACCUUGGUUUUUAAUGCCACCUAUUUUAGAAGCUAAAAAGUCUAGUUCUGCUCAGUUAUGUCAAACUUUCUGAAUGUACCCCAGUGGAUGUGAACUAAAUUAUACCAAUCACUCAUAGUUUAGUCAGCUUUAAAAGAGCUAAUGAGUUUUUGCCCAUUCAUGAGUGUUGCUAUUGCAUUUUUGUACAUGGCUGCAGAUUAUGUGCAUUUAUUCUGUAUUUAUGUUAACUAGCUGACUUGUACUUGAAUUAAAAAUAAAAAAUAAAAUGCUUUUGAAAAUGUGGUUUUAAAAGUA
This is a messenger RNA of Cricetulus griseus (Chinese hamster), 4400 nucleotides long. Lineage: Eukaryota; Metazoa; Chordata; Mammalia; Rodentia; Cricetidae. The record is from RefSeq and is a predicted model, not a curated record.